This is a messenger RNA of Coffea arabica (coffee), 6723 nucleotides long. Lineage: Eukaryota; Viridiplantae; Streptophyta; Magnoliopsida; Gentianales; Rubiaceae. The record is from RefSeq and is a predicted model, not a curated record.
GACCGACAACGAUGUCGGGUCGACAGCGUUAAACCUCCGCAUCCCUUGCUUCUAACCUCCAGUUUUCUUCACCUUUCUCGUCGGUAAGCCCCAGUCUAGGCAUCCUCCCACUCCGCUCUCCACCUCUCCACUCUCACUCUGGAUGUUCUUUGUUUCUUUACUUCCUCUCGGCAGUAGUCCAUACCAAUAAUGGACGCCUAUAAUCCUCUACUGGAGAGAACACGUGUCCCCCAACCUUGCUUACAAAAAUUUGCAGUAAUCUCAAUCUUUGAGAAGCUCCGAAACGCUCCUCCUCACCUAGUCCCGGAUUCCGACCCGGGAAGAGAAGCCAUUACUUACUGCCUCCACUCCACCUUCGUCGGCGUAGUUGACCAAUCGGUCCGGGAAGUAUGCCGCCUCGUGAAAGACUCUAAAAUGGACCUCUCCGCGGAUUGUUGGAGCUUCAGUCCGGCCUUGAAGCUUCCGGUCCUCGUUUCGUUAAUCUCUUCGUUAAAGCCCUAGGAUUUCUCGUUAGUUGUGGGUUUCAGAAAAAUCCUUCUUCAUUUCGGUUUCAAUCACCCGAAACCCAUCCGUUCGUCAAGAUUCUCUCUUGUCGAGUUGAAGUUCAAUGUGAGCUCGUGCAACAAGUUGGUAAUUUCAUGGUGAAAAAUAAGCAUUUGGGGAUUACUAAAGUUUGUGAUUUCUUGAGGCCUUUGUUAAAUUACUCAUUUAUUCAAGUACCGGUUGUGGCUUCUUUCCGUUGUUUUGCAACGAGCUUAGUGUCGUCCAUCACAUCUCUCAGUUGUUCCUUCCCUCCCGAGGCCAUUCCGGUUAUUAAGCUGUUGAUGGGAUGUCUCAGAUUUUUUCCACGUCGAGAUGCACAAGACCUUGCUGUCCUUCUCCAGCUUCUUGAAUGCACCGUGGAUGCCUAUGUGGUUGUUCUGAGGCAGCUGGUGGGAAUGAGAUUGCUGGUACACGAAGUACAAUUAUGUGGUCUGGAACUGGUUGAGGCCAUCUUUUCACUGCAUAAAGAUCUUCGCAUGCACUUACAUGGAGUUGAGAACAUCUCGGAAAUGUCAAGGCAUUUGUUGGCUGUCCAGAAAGACUUAGGCUUGAGUUAUUUGCCUGAUUUUUCAUCAGUAAUAUUAUCCUUAAUUAUACCUCUCAUUCAGUCUGAGCUGGAGCAAGAACAUAUUGCUAUACUGAAGGUGCUGCUUUCUCUUAGAGUGGAAACAGGAAAAUGUGUACAAUGUCACUAGAGCUGCAAGCAACUUAAACGAGGAGCUUUUGUUCAUUUUUCCAGUCAUUAACAUCAUGUCAUCACCAAGUAUAGUUGUUAAGAAAGUAGCAGUUGCUGUAAUUUCUUCUUUGGAGAAUAUCUUCAUAGAUUUGUUGGUUUCAACAAGGAGUGGCAGGGCAACUGAGAGGAAAUUUCCCUCUAUUAGCACACCUGGAUGCAUUAUUUAUAGGUUUCUCCAUCAUUUAUGGUUUCAGGAUCCAUCUUCAUUAUCUUGUGCUUUUUAUCUCAAAGUUUCUUCUACUGAAUCCUAUAUUGACGAGGGAAAUGAUACACCCAAAUCUUGCACCUCUUUGCUGCGGGACUAUUCUUUGCAAAUCGGGAAAAAAAGAAGUCCAUUCAACCUCUUUCUAUGUUUCAGCAGAUAUUUAUUUCAGAUACUUCCUUCUUCCUUGGUGCUAUUGCUAGUGUACUUCUUAUGCAUCAGAAAUUGGGGAACUGUUCAGUUGAUCUCUUGGCUGUUACUGGCAAUAUGAAUCCUGAGCUUGGAGUGUCACUGAUGCUAGUCAUUCUGUUUUGCAUUCAUGCAUUUUCUACCAAAGAUAAGGAUAUUGAUUUCCACAGCAUGUUGCUGAAACUACUUGCCAAGCUUCCUUCACUUGCUUCACAUUCCGCAAUGCUACCGCUGAUAGUUCAGACUGUAACGCCAAUGCUUCAUAAGGAUGCAAAACCGUAUGCUCAUAUGUGUUCUUUUGUGUUUCUCAAUCAUGCACUAUCCGUGCUGGACAUUAUAUCUGGGGAAUUGCAGUGUUGAUUGCCAUUCUUUAUACUCUUACUUUGGAACUUACAGAGAAAGCCACCUGAUGUUUCAGUUACAUAAUGUGAAAAGUUUUAUAUGCUACUGCUACUCGGUUGAUAUGUAAGACCUGGGAGAUUAAUGACCGUGUCUUUGGGAAUCUACAGGGAGUGCUAGGACCACAAAAAUUUGUUGAAAUGGCAACAAAGAAAGACGUCUGUAUUAGUAUGGCUGCUUCUGUGCGAGAUGUUUGCAGAAAAGAUCCUGAUAGGGGUGUGGACCUCAUUUUGUCUGUGGAGGCUUGCAUUGAAAAUGAAGAUCCUCUUGUUCAGUCUCUUGGAUUCCAGAGUCUUGCACAUCUUUGUGAAGCGGAUGUCAUUGAUUUUUAUACUGCUUGGGAUGUGAUUGCAAAGCAUGUCUUGAGGUACACAUCAAAUGCUGUCGUUGCUUAUAGUCUAUGCCUUCUUUUGAGAUGGGAGCAAUGGAUGCUGAAGCAUACCCUGAACCUGCUUCAGAGAUUUUAAAAAUUUUGUGGGUAGUUGGAACCUCCAGAAAUCAUGGUCAGGGUUCUUUGUGGGCAAAAGCUCGAGCAACUGCAUUUAUAGCACUAACACAUUAUGAGGUGGUGCAUAUUUUUAGAAGCAUUCCAGAUUUUAGGGAUGUGAACCUGGAGUUUCUUUUUUCAGAGACUGAUCCUGAAGUAUUAAGAGCUGUAGAAGGAUUUGAAUCUAGAAUUAUCAAUCACGAGUACAUGAAUCGGAGAAGAUAUGUAAAUGAGCAAAGAGUCUCCAAAAGCAACGUUGAGAAGUUGCUAGAUGUUUUUCCGCAGGUUGUCUUUCCUACUGGAAGCAAGAGCAGGGUAAGGGAAUUACCUGGUGCAGCUUUGUUUUGCCUUUCUUUUGCUCCUCUGGAUAUGAUAAACAGGGGAAUGUUAAAAGAUUUGGAAGAAGUAAAUGCUAAAUUUGAGAAUGCACUGCUAGAAAUAGCUUCCUCUCUUCAGCUCUCAAGAAAUAUUUUGGUUGCCCUUAUCACAUUGCAAUCAUGGAAAUCCUUCAUGCAAAGGUGGAUGAAAGUUCAGUUGAUGUUACUUGAUGCUAAGGCUCAUUCAACUGUGUUGGAUAGAACUUCUAAAGCUGCAAAUAACAUUCUGAAGAUUGUGAGGCGGAUCUCAGAUGAAUGUAUCCCUAGCUCUGCGGAAAAUUUUGCUCUCGCUAUUGGUGCUCUUUGUUCGGCACUUCCCCAGUCUGUACACACUGUUAAGUCUUCUGCUUCGAAGUUUCUGUUGGAUUGGUUGUUUCAAUAUGAAAAUGAGUGUCGACAGUGGUCUGCUGCAAUUUCUCUUGGAUUGGUAUCAAGUUGUCUUCAUGUGACUGACUGCAAACAAAAGUAUGAAAACAUCAAGGCCCUUCUUGAGGUUUUAUCAAUUAGCAAAAACACCCUUGUAAAGGAGCUUGUGGAGUUGGAUUGUUUUUCUUGUCAAGAUCUUCUUACGAGGGUUGAUUCUGAAUGUAAUCCUCAGUUGGAGAAGGAACACAAGAGACAGAAGUAGAAUUAUUAAGGAAUAUCAUUGGGUGUUAGCCAGGAGUCUAUGUCAGUUCGCACAAUCUUCUGCUGAUAUACUACAACAGCUAGCUGCAUGUGUUCCAUUUGUAAUGGAUGAAUGUGAUCCAAUAUCUCAGUUGAGUUGGUGCAUCAGAAUGAUGAUGAUUUGGAGGAAGACAUAUGGGGCGUUGCUGGACUUAUCUUGGGUUUGGGAAGUUCUGUUAGUGCAUUAUAUAGAGCUGGAGCUAAUGAUGCUGUUAUAUAACAUAAAGGAAUGGAUUUUUUCUUGUAUUCCAGACUUAAAUCCUUCAUUACAGAAAGAUAUGAUCUUUGAAAGACGUGAGAUGGUAUUAUCUGUUGGUUCUUGUCUUGCUCUUCCUAUUGUAGUGGCUUUCUGCCAACGAGUAGAACUGAUUGAUGAUAGCGAGAUAGAGCAGCUGGUGAGUCAUUUUGUUGAGUUGAUCUCUGAGCUAUUAUCUGUUGAAAAAUUCUGGCACCUUCAACCAGAGCUUGUUGAUGGUAUCUUGUGUUGGAGCUGGAAACCUUUUGUCCACCAUCAUGAAUGGAGGGGUGCACUCCUUAAAGGUUGAUAAUAUUAAAGAAAUACUAUCAUUGCUCAGGAAAAGUUAUUCUAGUCCUCACCCACCAUAUGUCCAUCUGGGAGCGAUACUUGGAAUAGUCUCUGCAUUAGGGGCAGAUAUUGGAUUACUGGCUCAAUAUGCCCCUUAUUUGCAAGCAGGCAUCUCAUUUGAUCAGAAGCUGGAAUCUUCUCGUAUCAGGGGUCCGUUACUUUCAAACCCAUUCUUUGAGCCUGAAUUGACAUCAUUAGUAAGGGAGAUCUUUCAUAUCGCACAAAGUUCUGAUAACAAUCAGUUGCAACAAUUUGCGGCUUGGGGAAUCUCAUUUCUUGGGCAUUGUUCAUGGUUCAGACCACCUCAAAAGGAGAAUACUUUUGAAGAGGAUGCAGUAGGCUCAGUCUCUCAAAGGCUUCCGAAGGACAGUCUAGUCGUCAAAGUCUCUUUGUGGUUAAUGCAUCUGGACCCCGGAAUGCAGAUGGGUGCCACUUCAAAUGUUGUUUCAGUAAUAACUGCUUUGCGGUGCCUUUCAUAUGCUCUAGAUUGCCAAAGUUGGAUUGGGAGCAAUCAUUAGAAGGUGCAUGAGAUAUGAGACCAAGUUGCUAAAUUGUGCCCCCGAGUCUUCCGUUAAGAAAGGAGUUCUACGACAGGAAUGUUUAUUAUUCUCUUUAUCGCAUGCAAACCAGUUUCAUUCGCUCCUUGUAUUUCUUGAUGAGCUCUCUGACCUUUCCAGGUUUAGGACACUUGACCUGAAUUUGCAGUCAUGUUUGCUUUUGCAUCUGGCAGACCUGAUCAAGAUAUUCUCACUUUCAAGGGUUGAGAAGCUAUUUGAUGAUGUAACCAACUACUUCUCUUGGUUAGUCUCUUCUGAACAGUACAGCACAGAAGAGAAAAGCUUGUUAAGGGCUUCCUGUUGGAAGGGUCUCUACUUAUGUUUGGAUGAAGAGUUUCUUGAUGCCCAACAUCAUAUGUCGAACCUUGAGAACUGCAUGAAGAUGCUCUUUGCUUUUUUACCUGCCGUGGCCAUUGGCGAAUCAUGUUCUGGAAUUUUGAAGGAGUGGUCUGAAGCAGUUAGGUGUCUAAGAAAGGCUAACCAGGGAUGGUUAUUAGAUCUUCUGAAGGCACCUGAGGGGACCUUCAUGAGGACAAUGGCCAAUUCUUUGAAGUUGUGAAAAAGAUUCAAGCUAAAGCGAGGCUGGUGCGAAUUGGUUCCAUCCCCUUAAAUGAGCUUGGGAGAUUGAAAGCUUGUAUGCUGAAUACUAGAUCACAAGUUAUUUGGAAUGUUCUGGUGGAAGUUGCUGCAACCCUGCAACAUGCAGAGGAAAGUAUCAAAAGACAGUGGCUUCUCGAUACACUGCAAAUUAGCUGUGUGACGAGUUAUCCUUCCACGGCGCUGCGAUUUCUUGGCCUUUUAUGCGGUAACUAUUGCAAGUAUAUGCCUGUUUUGGUUGUGGAUGCGGACACCGUACUGAGUGAUCUACCUGUCACGCUUGCAAGUGUGCUUUUAGAUUGCAUUUUGGUGGUGUAGCAGAAGCCGUAGUACUGUCUUUGUGGACGUUGACAGAACGACUUUAUGCUUGGGCAUUGUGCAGAUCAAAGGAUAAUUAUACACCUUCUCAAAGGUCUAUUGACAGGACUGAGGAUGAGAUGCAGCGCUUCUGUUGAAAGUGACGCAUCAUGCCUGUGUUCUGCUAAAUAACCAUCUGCCUGUAGACAAGCGACUUAAGCUUGCUAAUAUGGUGGUCCCGGACACAUUGUGAUCGAGAUGUAAUGUGGUCAAUUGUUUUCAGCGGCUACCAACGAUGCAGAUCCAGUUCAUAGAAUUGUAUGUGAUAAAUACUGGCGGGCUUUUGGUCCGGUCAAAGUGUACGAGGAACUUGGUUGCAUUAGCCCGGGAACUGUUUCUUUCACGAGAUGACGUCUGAUUUCGUUCCAGAAGCGAUUAACUCCUGCAAAUCGUUUCCUUUACCUAGAAUCUGAUGGCCGGUAGCUGAGUUCUCAGUGUACUAAUGGGAUUCGGGGCAGUUAAUGGUUCAGAUCGGAUCAUAUCGAUUCAGUCAUGGACCAUUCAUUUUACAAUUACAAAAAUUUGAAAUGAGUGGCUUAGAUUGGAUCGAGUUGAUGUGGCGUUCGAUCUGAACCGUGAAUCCAUUUUUGAGUUGAAUCAUCUUGAAAUUGAGUUGAUGGCGUCCGAUCAUAACCUUGAAUCUAUUUUGAUGAAUUGGAUCCUUGGAAUUCAAUUAAUAGGCGGGUGAUCAUUUCUGACGUAACACGACGUCAGCCACAACUUGCAAUUAACUAACUAGUGCUGGUAUGGUAACAUGAAUUGAAUUGGGUCGUUGCUCGGAUGAUCAACUAUCGCACCAUCGAGCAGCCAUCCGCUUCAAAUGUGGUUAGUGGAUCCCUUCAAUUCAAUGGAGUUAUAAUGCUUUCUUUCAUUUAAUUACUGUGAAUGAAAGAUUUCAUUGAAUUGAAUUGGGCUGUGUACUGCAAGAAAUAGUAGUGUAUGUCAAUAUUUAUUACAGUUCCAACUACUACUGACGAUAGCUCAUUUUCCUUCAUUUAAAUCUUAAACUUCAACUCUUUUCUUCCUC